AUGGCCCCUAAGGUUCUCGUCGUUCUCACCUCUGUCGACAAGACUGAGAAGUCUGGCAAGCCUAUCGGCUGGUACCUUCCCGAGCUCGCCCACCCCUACGAUGUCCUCAAGGAGGCCGGCGUCGAGAUGACCUUCGCCUCCCCCAAGGGCGGCGUCGCGCCCCUCGACCAGGCCUCGGUCGAGAUGUUCAGCAGCGACCCCUCCUCCAAGAACUUCCUCGAGAACCACAAGGAAAUCUGGGAGAACACCGAGCCGCUGUCCAAGUUCGUCGGCCGCGCCUCCGAGUUCGACGCCAUCUUCUACCCCGGCGGCCACGGCCCCAUGUACGACCUCGCCUUCGACGCCGACUCGCACAAGCUCAUCGCCGACUUCGUCGCCCAGAACAAGCCCGUCGCCUCCGUCUGCCACGGCCCCGCCGCCAUCGUCAACGCAAAGACCGCCGACGGCGAGUACCUCGUCAAGGGCAAGACCGUCACCGGCUUCUCCAACACCGAGGAGGACCAGUCCGGCUACACCGCCGAGAUGAACUUCUUGCUCGAGGAGCGCCUCAAGCAGAACGGCGGCAAGUACGUGCUCGCCGACGCCCCCUGGGGCGAGAAGGUCGUCACCGACGGCGUCGUCAUCACCGGCCAGAACCCUGCUUCUGCCCACGGCGUCGGCAAGGCCAUCGUCAAGGCUCUUGGCCUGUAA
Molecule: messenger RNA, 690 nt
Organism: Colletotrichum higginsianum IMI 349063
Lineage: Eukaryota; Fungi; Ascomycota; Sordariomycetes; Glomerellales; Glomerellaceae
Product: DJ-1/PfpI family protein
Exons: 2
Coding region: 1-690 (229 amino acids)
Molecular function (GO): glyoxalase III activity
Source: RefSeq, a predicted model, not a curated record